Messenger RNA from Coprinopsis cinerea okayama7#130, 450 nucleotides. RefSeq lists its product as hypothetical. The record is from RefSeq and is a predicted model, not a curated record. Lineage: Eukaryota; Fungi; Basidiomycota; Agaricomycetes; Agaricales; Psathyrellaceae. The transcript is spliced from 2 exons. The coding region runs from base 1 to 450 and encodes 149 amino acids.
AUGGAAUAUCACCCGCGCUAUCAGCAACCGUUUACUCUGGGCGAGGCGAUAGGCCUCGACCCCGCUAUCAUCACUGAAGGUGCUUCAGGUUUUAGUUGUCCAAACUACUCAGGGACCGAUCGUCCUCGUCAACCAGAGAUCUCAAGGCUUCACAAUUCGCUGGCCAAACUGAAAGAGACGCAGGGGGAGCUCAAGAAGUGCAUUGAAGAAGACAACGAAACGGACGAGGAGCUCUCGUUGGCAUUCAAGGAGAACGAGGAUGUAAUUGGUUCGCAAGAGGAACGAAUACGGAUGCUUGUGAUGGCUCUAAGACAAAAAGGCGUUAUCACAGAUGACAGCCAUUACGGACUACCACAGCAGAAGGAGACCAAAGAAAUGGAACAUGAACCAACCAGCACCGUUGAAAACCAUGGUGGUGGCGAGGGUAGCGAUGAUGGCGUUUAUUUAUGA